AUGAUCGGAGUAUCACCGGAUGAAGGAGACGACAACGCUGCCGCUGCUGCUGCUCUGUCUUCAGAGGAUCCAUCUUGCUCGGAGGAGUCGGUGAGAGGAGCAGAGCUCGACUUAGCUCUUGGUCUUGGCAUUGGGUGGCCACCUCUACGGACUUACAGAAUCAAUAGUUUGUUCAACAACCAAGCAAAUUUAUUGGCCACUGAAGACGACGUUCAAAAGGGCACAACAAAAAACAGCGUGAAGAAGGAUGGUGUUGGAUUCAUCAAAUCUCCCAUGCUUGUGAAGGUUACAAUGGAUGGAGUUAUAAUUGGAAGGAAGAUUGAUCUCAGUGCUCUUGAUUCUUAUGAAGCCUUGGCGAAAACUUUGGAACAAAUGUUUUUCCAUACACCUUCUUCUGAAACACGUGUUGUUUCAGAACUGCUGGAUGGUUCAUCAGAACAUAUCAUAACGUAUCAAGAUAAAGACGGAGAUUGGAUGCGUGUAAGAGAUGUUCCUUGGCGGAUGUUCUUUGGGUCCGUGAAAAGACUGAGAAUCAUGAGAAGAUCAGGUGAAACUGGAAGUGGCAAGUAG
Messenger RNA from Eruca vesicaria subsp. sativa (arugula), 570 nucleotides. Lineage: Eukaryota; Viridiplantae; Streptophyta; Magnoliopsida; Brassicales; Brassicaceae. The record is from the annotation of a GenBank genome assembly.